This is a messenger RNA of Anolis sagrei ordinatus, 1449 nucleotides long. The record is from RefSeq and is a predicted model, not a curated record. NCBI's taxonomy places the organism in Eukaryota, Metazoa, Chordata, Lepidosauria, Squamata, Anolidae.
AAGGGGUCCGGGCUGGACCUUUGGGUCACCCGUUGUGCUGAAGUGAGAAAAGGCAACGCCAAGUUCCCCGGGGAAAAAAUUGUGCAGGCUGUGAUUCUUCUUACCAGGACUGGUCUCACCUGCCGCCAAGAUGCCUUUCGGAAACACCCACAACAAGUACAAGCUCAACUUCAAGCCGGAGGAGGAGUUCCCUGACCUCACCAAACACAACAACCACAUGGCCAAGGUCCUGACCUUGGACAUCUACAAGAAGCUGAGGGACAAGGAGACCCCCAGCGGCUUCACCGUGGAUGACAUCAUCCAGACCGGAGUGGACAACCCAGGUCACCCUUUCAUCAUGACCGUGGGCUGCGUGGCCGGAGACGAGGAGUCCUACGACGUCUUCAAGGAGCUCUUUGACCCCAUCAUCUCAGACCGUCAUGGAGGCUACAAGCCCACCGACAAGCAUAAGACUGACCUCAACCAUGAGAACCUGAAGGGUGGAGACGACUUGGACCCCAACUACGUCUUCAGCAGCCGCGUGCGGACGGGGCGCAGCAUCAAGGGUUAUACCCUGCCCCCCCACUGCAGCCGUGGGGAGCGCCGUGCCGUGGAGACCCUCUCCAUUAAGGCUCUGAACAGCUUGACCGGAGAGUUCAAGGGCAAAUACUAUCCCCUGAAGGACAUGACCGAUGCGGAACAGCAGCAGCUGAUCGACGACCAUUUCCUCUUUGACAAGCCCGUCUCCCCACUCCUGCUCGCCUCCGGCAUGGCCCGCGACUGGCCCGACGCCCGCGGUAUCUGGCACAAUGACAACAAGACCUUCCUGGUCUGGGUGAACGAGGAGGACCAUCUCCGCGUCAUCUCCAUGCAGAAGGGCGGCAACAUGAAGGAGGUCUUCCGGCGCUUCUGCGUCGGCCUCCAAAAGAUUGAGGAGAUCUUCAAGCAGGCCGGCCACCCCUUCAGCUGGAACGAGCACUUGGGCUACGUCCUGACCUGCCCCUCCAACCUGGGCACCGGCCUCCGUGGCGGCGUCCACGUCAAGCUGCCCAACCUCAGCAAACACGCCAAGUUUGAGGAGAUCCUGACACGCCUCCGCCUGCAGAAGCGUGGCACAGGUGGUGUGGACACUGAGGCCGUGGGCGCUGUCUUCGACAUCUCCAACGCUGACCGCUUGGGCUCCUCCGAAGUGGACCAAGUGCAGCUGGUGGUGGACGGGGUCAAGCUGAUGGUGGAGAUGGAGAAGAAGCUGGAGAAAGGCCAAGCCAUCGACGACAUGGUCCCCGCACAGAAGUGAGCCGCCUGGGCAGAGAUGUGCCCGCCCUGCGCUCUGGGGCCCGGACCCCGGGGGCAGCGUGACCCCAAGGCCCCCGGCCGGACGCCCCUUCAGCCAGCCACACAGAGCCAUCGCCACCGCUGACCGAGAGAAUAAAGCCAAGGGCGGGCCCCUCAAGCCUUGCCUUCCCCUCA